Molecule: messenger RNA, 1124 nt
Organism: Williopsis jadinii
Lineage: Eukaryota; Fungi; Ascomycota; Saccharomycetes; Phaffomycetales; Wickerhamomycetaceae
Exons: 1
Coding region: 90-653 (187 amino acids)
Source: RefSeq, a predicted model, not a curated record
AUAUAAAGGGUCCAGAGUCCCUCUGGAGUAACAGCUGAGAAGUCGUUUCAAAUCAAUAACACAUAAAAACAUUCAAACACAUCUACACAAUGCAAUUCGGUAUUUUCCUCCUAGCUUCUAUCGCCUCAGCUGUUAAGAUUCAACUCUCUGUUGAUCAUCCGUUAAAGGAAUCUGAAUUUACCGGCAUAUCUUCUGAUUCAGGUAAAGGUGGCUUGAACUACUUGUUCCUUCGUGAACAAUCACAAACCCUCGACUACAACCCAGAAACCAAGCAGAUCACCACAGAUGAAUACGGUUCAACUUAUACCCUACAAGGGGUGGUCAACACAAACAGUUUCCCAUUCCUGGCUUUGUAUCCAGGUGAUGCAUCCUCUGCCAAUGAAGAUGCAACCAUCAACUGGGAUAUCGAAGACGGUGUUCUUAUUGCUCAUAAACCUAACGGUAAUGAAGUUCAACUGUACGCUGCAAAAGAUGUUGGUGAUCCAUACGGCUUGUCGAAAGAUAGUUACAUCUUUGGUGCCACUGAAGCCGAUAAGCUGAGCGAAUUUGCUGCCGUGAGAGGCUCUCACAACCUUCAAGUUGUCAAGAUCAACGUCAAGACAUUUGAGGAGCCAGCAAAGGACGUGUACGUCACCAAGUGGUGUUCUGCUUGAAUGAAGGGAGUUUUUUAACCUCUCAGAAUCUUUAUACCUUUCUAUUUACGAGAUCAUUGUUGCAUUCUUUCUUUACGAUUUUCCAUUAUCAUUCCCUUAAUAACAGUUUUUAAUCAAAUGGCCCAUAAUUUCAUUAUAUUGAAAAUGUAGGGCACAUGGUAUUGACCCUCUAACUUCUCUGGCUGUAUACAUUUGCGACUCAUCAUUGGGUACACGUUUAUGGGCGCACAGUGUAGUUCAGUAUUACUUGCCUAUUCCUCCAUUUUCCUGCCAUAUAAUUCAUUGUAGAGGUUUUACGAAAGAGUAUACCAUCUGUGAGUAGUGACACUCCUUUGUAUUUAACCUUACCUUUAUAUGUGAAAUGAAACUCCUGCAACAAUAAGCGGAUUGAGCGUCUUCGCUGUGUUUUGUCCAAUACUGAAGCGCAAGGCGGAACCAAUGCCAAUAGAUCUGGCCAAUCAGGUUUGAGUA